Molecule: messenger RNA, 3173 nt
Organism: Mytilus trossulus (common blue mussel)
Lineage: Eukaryota; Metazoa; Mollusca; Bivalvia; Mytilida; Mytilidae
Product: DNA repair protein XRCC1-like
Exons: 15
Coding region: 245-2041 (598 amino acids)
Biological process (GO): base-excision repair; double-strand break repair via nonhomologous end joining; single strand break repair
Cellular component (GO): nucleus
Molecular function (GO): damaged DNA binding
Source: RefSeq, a predicted model, not a curated record
UUACUGACAUAUUUAUCCAUUUAGUUAGUGUAAUUGACAAUUCAUUCUGUAGUUUAGAGACAGGAUCUUCGUCCAGCAAAGUGCCCGGAACCGUCUCUUUUAUUAUCAUUAACAUCGUAUUUCCGUUGUUUUGAUUCUUUACAAAACUGACUCCAAAAACUUGCUGAAUCAGUAUUAUGAGUAUACUUUAGAAAUUAUAAAGUAAAUGAUUAAUCAAAUGCCAUCCCAAACUUAAUUUGAAAACAUGCCAGAAAUAAAAGUGAAGCAUAUUGUAUCCUGUAGUUGCGCUGACAAGAAUAAUCCAGCUGAAAAUUUGUUAAAAGCAGAAGGUUCACACAAGUGGAAAACAACUGGCCAGCCUAAAAAUGCUGUUGUUGUACUCCAGUUAGAGAAAUCAAGCCAGAUUAAUUCUAUUGAUGUGGGGAAUGAAGGUUCUGCAUUUGUGGAAAUUUUAGUUGGAAAAGAAACAGCUACAACUGAUCAUGAUUAUAAAGUAAUAUUAGUAGCCUCAUCUUUUAUGACACCACUGGAAAGCAGAAAUGGAACCAAUAGAAACAGUGUUAGAAUGUUUGGACCAGAAAAGUUGUCAAAUGCUGUUGCCAGUGAAAAGUGGGAUAGAGUUAAAAUAGUCUGUACUCAACCAUUCAACAAGACAUCAGAGUAUGGUAUAUCAUUUAUAAAGAUUCAUUCCACUCCAGAUGUCAAAGAAGAAGGAACUAAGAAGUUAGGAGCAUUUACUGUUAAACCAGAAACAGGAGAUGAUAUAACAACUGGAUCACUGUUUGCCAAAAAGAAAAUAGAACCAGUUGAGAAACCAGCCCCAACAGGGGCAGCUGCCGUAAGAGCAGCUUCACGUUUGGCUGAUGAAUCAAUAUCUUCACCAAAAAUAGAAAAACAGGUCAAAAUCACACCAACAUCGCAGAAUAAAAGGAAACAUACAGACGAUUCAGAUGAUGAGCCUUCUGGCUCUGGUACCCCAGUCCCAUCCCUGAAGAAACAGUCAACCAGUAUCAGUUCCACAGCCUCUUCUGCUAAAAGUGAAUCAGUACCUCCAUUAAAGAAAACUAAAUCUGAACCUCCAAAGGAAUCUGCAGUGAAAGCCUUUGGUAGAUUAAUGGAAGGUGUGGUGUUUGCAAUGAGUGGGUUCCAGAAUCCUUACAGAGCUGAGCUCAGACAAAAAGCUGUAGACAUGGGAGCUGUAUAUAAACCAGACUGGGGGAAAGGAUGUACUCAUCUCAUAUGUGCUUUCUCAAACACACCAAAGUAUAACCAGGUCAGAGGGAAAGGGAAAAUAGUCAAAAAAGAUUGGAUAUUACAAAGUUAUAAACAGAAGAAACUGUUACCAUGGAGAAAUUACCGUCUUGGCGAUGCUGACUCCCCAGAUGAAUCGAGUACUGAUGAGGAUGAUUAUGUUCCCAAAAAGUCUCCUCCAAAGAAAAAACCAUCUGAAACUAAACCACCAAAGAAAACAUCACCUAAACCAAGUAAAGAAGCAAUGGACAUGUCAGAUUCCGGAGAUGACACAGAAGAUGAAGUUAGGAGGGUAAAGGCAGAGAUAGAUAAUCCAAAGGAACCAGUGAAAAAAGAUGAUGAUGAUCCUUAUAAUGCCUCUACAGAUGAAGAGGCCCCAUCAUCUUCUAAAAAGGAAUCACCAAUAAAGAAUGGCGCUCCAUCAUCAUCCAAGAAGGAAUCACCCAGUAAGAACGGAGCAGUAGACGAUGGAAAUGAUUCAGGCUUUCCUGAACUACCAGACUUCUUUAGGAAGAAACAUUUCCUUCUGUAUGGAGAUUAUAAUGAAAGGACAAGACGUAGUAUGGUACGAUAUAUCACAGCUUAUGAUGGGGAGUUAGAAGACUAUAUGUCUGAGAAAGUUAACUUUGUGGUCACUAACUCAGAGUGGGACCAGAACUUUGAUGAUGCUUUAACAGACAAUCCAAGUCUGAUAUUUGUUAAACCAAUAUGGGUAGCUAAGUGUCAUGACAGAUCAAAGUUUGUACCGUACCAACCCUAUGUUGUAAUUCCAGUGGAUGAUGAUGAUUAGAUCAACGUUUUGACUGUACCAACACAGCAUCAUAAAUUUCGUCAACUUACUUUUGACUAUACCAACACACCAUUGUUAAUUAUGGAACACAUAUUGUUGUGAAGUAGACAUGUAUGUUUGCAUUAGAAACCAUGGACAUUUGGCAGGAGAAUGGUUCUCUAGCCAUUACUUAAUUCUCAUUUUCAGAAUCUAAAGGACUAUGGGUAAUCUCAUUGUUCUUACAUCAAAAUGAAAAUAAUGUCAUGUCAUUGGUUGAUUUUCCAUUAUUUAGAACGUCCUACACCAAUCACAAUGUUUUUGGUGUACGCUUUUGAGCAUGUCACCUUGAAUGCAUUAGAUUCUGAAACGGUGAAUUGUUUCAUACAUAAUUACUUUAUCAUGUGAUAUAUCACUACCUAUAUCUCUAUCUUAUAUAUCAAUUCUUAAAGACUUUGUUGGGAAAUAGUGCUGUUCACUUAGCACAGAGAAUAAUUGUUUUGGAUAAUGAACAAAUUAAUUUUGUAUAAUGUUAAUCCAUUUUAUUAAUAAAAAUUGUUUAAAAAUGAUUUCUUAGACUGUCUGUUCACUCUAUAAAUUUGAUUUUCAACUUAUGCAUUGUUAAUUGGUAUAAAUACAACUUUUUUUGUUAACAUAUAUAUAAAAUUCUUUUAUUACACUAUAGUUUGACUCAAUGUUGUUAAUCUGCAAAAAUAUCAAUCUAAAUUGUUGUCAACUUUUUAUACCACCAUAUAAGGUUGUAGUCUUGUAGGUUAUUGUUGUCUUGUGAAGGCAGGGGAAGUUAUGUUUAAGUAAUCAAUGUAUAUAUGAAGUUAUGUUAUAUCAUGAAUGUACCUAGCGCUAAGAAAGUUUGGUGUUGAUUUUUUAGGGGUUCUUAUUAAAGUUAUUUGGUCAACUCAUAAAGUAUGAAUAUUAGACUGAAAAGCAUCAUAUUAUUUUCAACAUUUUAUGCAAAAUGAUAGUUAUUGAUUUAAUCUUACAUUUUGACUGAAACUUAUACCAUUAUAGAAAGGCAGCUAAUUUAACCAAUAGGAAUUAAUGUCUAAUUAUGUAACUAUUUGGAUUAUUCCGAAACUUAUUGAUGCUUUUGAAAAGUUUCUUUACAUUUGCAUGUUAUAGAUAUUUUUUAUAUUAA